AAAAGUUAUAAUGUUUAGCUAAACAGAAAUCUGUCAAUUAAUUGCCCUGUUAAUGGGGUAAUUGAGUCAACAAUCAAUGUAAUUAACGAUGCCAUAAGCUGUGUUGCUUGAGAAAUGUCAGUAAAAAAGAAGGAAGUAACGAAAUCAAGAGAGUAAGUUUAAGCUUCAUUUCUAGUAUAAUAAUUGUGAGUGAGAAUCAUGGAUGUUGAGAUUAUUAGUGAAAAAAUUGAAUGCAGUGACUUAAAGAAAUGCGGUGAAAUAGCUACUUUGCUAUCAGUUGGGAAACCAGAAUUUUUUCUGAAUUGUGGUUUUUGCGAAUACACUUUUCUACAACUGGAUAACUUCAUCGCCCAUAUGUACAAUGAUCACAUAACUGAGUUUCCUGCAACUGAACUAAAAAAAGAAACAACAGAAGAAGAUGAAAUGUUGAAUGAAUGCUCCACAGACACUUUGGAAUCUGUUGCACAAGAGGAAUAUUUAAAAGAAUUUGAAAGAGUCGAAAUAGAAUUGGACACAUCUGACGCUAAUAUUUUAAAUGAUAACAAAGAAUGUUUGUCUAAGGAAUUUGACGAGCAAGAAAAUGAAAGUAAAGCUACAUUAACGGGACGUAUCCAGAGGAAUCAAAAUUUUCAGCUUAAUUUAAAUAGAGGCGAUGAAAUUGAAAGUAGUGAGAAAGAGUACAAACGCCCUCAAGAACAAAGUAUGAGAAAAAGACCAUCUAAAAUUUCUCAUAACCGAAGAAAUGCAAUAAGAGAAAAAUAUAAAUUAAAUAAGGAUGAGCUUGAAAGUCAAAGGGAUUUGGAAAUGGAAAUUUCCGAAGAAGUUAUCGACACAAAAAAAUAUCGUAAUGAAAGUGAUUUAGAUGACACAAAGAUGUCCAACAAUUAUGAUGAAACAGAUGAUGAUGAUUUCUUACAAGAUUUCGAUGAGAGCGAAGAUGUAGACGAACCACAGUCUAAAUCCGCAUCUUCGUUGACUGAGAAAACUAAAACCAACACUUUUGUAGCUUUAGAAGAUUCACAAUACCAACUUUUGGCCGAAAUUUAUGAGAAGCAAACCUGCCUUUGGGAUGAGAAAGACAUCGCAUAUCGAUUUAAAAAUAGGCGUGAAGAUGCACUUAAUCUCUUAAAUGCGGAAUUUAAUGAAAUAACUGAACUAAACUUAACCACAGCUGAAAUGGAAUCACACAUUUUACAUCUGAGAAAAAUUUGUUCAGCCCAAAAGAAACAGAAAAUCGUAUGCGAAAGAAAGAAUGUAAAAUUUCAAUCAAAGUGCUCGUUCUAUAAGCAUAUAACCUAUCUGCAAGUGGAUGUACCUCCAUUCGAAUGUCGGAUAUGUAAAAAGCUAAUGCGCUCAAUAGGUCAAUACAAAGUGCACUUUGCCGCUCAUGAUGGCUCCUUACCGUUUGUCUGUCAUCUCUGUGGCCAUGGUUUUCAGUUAGCAUCUAAUUUAACUGUGCAUUUACGAAGACAUGUGCAGGAUUUUACGUACAGAUGUGAGCAGUGCGAUAAGCCUUGUGCGACGUCAACAGAAUUAAAAAUCCAUAUGCGUUCACAUACCGGUGAGAAGCCUUUUGUUUGCUAUAUUUGCGGUCAGAAAGCGCGAACUUCAUCACAACUAUUAGUACACAUAUUGCGACACGAAAAGCGACCUCGUCAUAAGUGUAAACUUUGCCCGAAAACCUUCUAUGAAACCGGCACGUUAAAUGAGCACAUGAGUAUACACAGAAAUAUUCGUGACGAAAUAUGUGAAGUGUGCGAUAAAGGUUUUAUCAACAAGAAACAACUACGCCAACACCAACUUAUCCAUAAUUCAGAAAAAAAAUAUCCCUGCAAAAUCUGCGGAAAGCGUUUUGCUCAAUAUGCGGGCCUUAGCGGACAUAUGAAAACCCAUGGUACUAAGCUAUCUGCUAAAGUUUCAGAAAACCUUACACCUUCUUAGGAUCAACUUUAAAAAAUGUUCGACACAAUCAUAUAGGCGGUACAGCUGUAGACUUCGAUCGGAUACCAUGCGAAAGAAGCCACUCAAAUUAUAUUGAUAUGCAAGAUUUUAGCAUACAAAAGAAAAAACAAAGGCUUACAAAACGAACGGCUACGACGUGUUUGUGAGUUACACAAAGAAUCCUAUGAAAUAUGUAAAUAUUAAGCUUUAAUUAUUUAAAUAUAAGUUUUUAAAAGUAUGUAUGAAUAUAUUGAACACAUGUUGUUGUUGUUGCAGCGACUAUCAACCUCUGCUUAGGGUCAUGCAAAAUCUAAGUCCAAGUCAUCGAGUUCAUUUAGCGGGAGAUCCAGGAAACACUCUGUUUCGACGGUUUUCGACCAGAGAGUAAGGUGUGUUAGAUGAGUUAGUUUCCCUUAGGAACAGCUAGUUAGUCCAAAUCAUGGAGGUCAUCUAACGGUAGGUCGAGGAAACGAGCUGUUCCGAUGGGCUCGGAUCAAAGGCAAAAGAAAGAUAGCUGUGUUGGUUUUAGGACAAUGUAUUUGGUAUGUCGGGGUCGAGACUUGAUAGGUAAGAGUUUAACUUGCUACAAUAUCCAGACCUAAGUAGCGCCAGUAUUACGCGGGACCUUCGGUAGCAUCCCUGAAGAAAUUGCUGGUAGAGCAAGACUUUAUGCUACUUAAGACGUAGCUAAGAUGCUUCGCUGUGCAAGUGUUGCUCAGAUGACAUCAGAAUGCUACCUGUCACGGUCCUGAGGUUGGUUGGUGUCGUGGAUGGUGCCUUGCGUGUAAGGCAUAUGUCGGUUUCAAGUCUGGAUGGUUCGGAAUUCAGUCGAUUACAGUAUUCAAACCCUGGUUUGUAAUAGGUGGUGGUGGUGUCUUUCAGUGCUUGCCAGCGGUUUGAAAAUUUCGUUGCCCCUCUUUGCUUUAGGAGUAAUUCUAGUCCCACGGCGGUAUUAACCGUUGGAAUAGAUUUUCAUAUAUAGUUCUAGCCUGCCUAGGGCUACCGAGGAUAUAGUUUGUUAUAGUUGUAGCUUUCGUGCAGUGAAGAAGAAAAGGUUCACUUUCGAACAGACAUUACCAAUAGCCUGAUCAGCCUUAAUAUAGAAUUUAAGAAAUCAAUGUUAAACAUAUUAAAAAAAAAAAAAAAAAAAAAAAAAUAUUAAAAUCAAUACAAUUACAAUUAGAGCUGGAGCUGCUAUUUUUAGACGUUCAACAGAAAGUUGUGUGUUUGUUUAUUAAUUAACCUAAAUUCCCUUAUACUCAACUUUGGAUGUCCGCAUUUUUUUAUUUGGAAUAUUUCACAUUGUAUUUUUAAAAAAAAAUUAAAAAAAUUACUUGAAUAGAGUAUUAUUUAUACUACACAUUUCCAAUAAGACUUACGUUGCUAUCGGUUACGCCUUUUCUGACUAAACCACGGAUCAUAGUACAAAUUUGAAAAUCGAUUUUCAACUGCCACUUGACACUAACCAACUCUUUAUAUUAACCUUAAGUCCUACUCUUCUAUCCCCCUUCGCUCUGGUCUGAACAGCUCGUUUCCUGGACCUCCCGUGGAAUGACCUCGAUAACUGAUAUAGCUUGCUCCUAAGCGGGAUUGGACUAGCCAUUACAACGUCAAAAUCUAAUGCAUUUCAUAAGAAGAGCGUCUGGCUAACUAAUCAACAAAUGUUAACAUACUAGACAUAUGUAUAUUACUUAUGUUACCGAUUAAGCAACUAGAGAUUAAUUAGUACUUGGGUGUACUUUAUAAUUAAAAGUUUAUUUUAUAAUAAUAAUUAUUCUUAAUACAGGCUGA
Molecule: messenger RNA, 3732 nt
Organism: Ceratitis capitata (Mediterranean fruit fly)
Lineage: Eukaryota; Metazoa; Arthropoda; Insecta; Diptera; Tephritidae
Product: zinc finger protein 660
Exons: 6
Coding region: 199-1941 (580 amino acids)
Biological process (GO): regulation of transcription by RNA polymerase II
Cellular component (GO): nucleus
Molecular function (GO): DNA-binding transcription factor activity; RNA polymerase II cis-regulatory region sequence-specific DNA binding
Source: RefSeq, a predicted model, not a curated record